GGGCGCGGGCGGCGGUGUCCUUGAGUGGAGCUCGCGGCUGGACUGGUACCCGCCGCUGGACUGGUUCGGAGCGGACGACACAGAAACUUCGAUUAUGUCCGACGAGGAGGCUGCUCGGCAUGAUGAGAUCCAGGAGGCCCCUCCUCCCCGAGAGCGGCACCUGAGUGCCGCCGCCAGCCCGCAGGACAGCACGCCCGGCGACUGGGAAGAGCUGGACACGCCCACCGCCUGCGAGCAUGCUUUCGUCGCGGCCCGAGACGAGAGUGCGACCGCGCGUGAUCCGGACGGGUCCGCCGGAGGCGGCGACCCGCCGCCGGCGCCACUGAGCGUUCAGGUCGAGAUAGAGCCGGCGGAUCAGGAGACGGAUGCGGCUGGGGGUGCCGCCGCCGACGCCGCCGACCCCAACGCCAGUCCUCAGGGCUCUGACCGCCAGGACAAAUUCCCAUGGGAGGAGGACACGGACGACGCGGCACGGCUUGUGAAGGAGCCGCACGUUGCGGCGGCGGCGGUGGUCGCCGAGGACGAGGACAGCAUUGUGGCGGCGCCCUCCUCCUCGUCCACGCCGCGGCCGGAGCACGGUUCGCGCAGCCCGGCGGGGCAGAGCGAGAGGCCCCAUAGGGAGACCCCGCGGGAGUACUUGAUCCGGCGCCUGGACGCGGCCCGGCCCCGACUGGCUGGCCGGGCUGCUGCACCGGACCCGCUGGAGGCCGAGGCGCAGGCGCUGCGCCUGCUGCUGCACGCGUGGAAGCGGCUGCUGGGCCUGGCGGCGUGCGCGAGCCUGCCGCCAGUCACCGAGCGCGUGCCGCCCAAGCCGAGCGCGCUGCGCCGGUUCUGCCCAGCCGUCUGGAUGCUGGCGUUCCUGCUUAUGUCGCUGGGCAGCAUCGGGCUGCAGUGGGCGCGCUGCCAGCCAUCUUACCUGGGGCACCUGGUGCCGCCUCCACACGCACACAACACGACGACCGAGUAUGUCUGCGAGCACUCCUUCAUCUGGACGUAUCUGCUGCCGCGGCUGAUCUACAUCCUCGGCUACAUCUCUGUCUUCGUCUGCUGGUUUUGCAUCAAGCAGCCGGACUUGAUCCAAAUCGUGGGAGAGGUGUUCUUCACUAUGACUGACAACAUGGAGUACGCGGCCGUGUCCGGGCUGUUCAUACGGUACUGCCGGCGAGACCGGCACCUGAUGAUGAUGCUGUUCGUGCUCGUGGUUGCGCUCUCCGUCACGAGCACCCUGAUCGGCGAUGGCGUCGUCCACCCGGUGGUCGUGUCGGCCAGUCCGACCAGACCGAAGCCAGCAGUCAUCGUUACCUCUGAGGUCUUCACCUUCCUCCUUACCCUGAUCAUGGACAGCAUGAUGUUCUUCUCCCUAGUCUCAUACACUCUGUCCAUCAAGUACUUCGACCUGAUCUUGCGCAAGACCCAGACGCACCUGGCUAGCCAGGGUGACCAGGCCCACCUGAGUGCCGAUGGCUAUGUCAAGGCGCACUACCAGAAGGGCCACCGGCUGAUGAUCCAGUCCCAGGCGUGCGUCUCCGCCGUGAUCCUGCUGGUGCUGCUGAGGGUCUGCCAGGGCGUGACCCUGAUUACCCUCGACCUGACCGCGAAGAAGCCGCACACAGAGUCCCUGGGGGUGCUUCCGGUCAUGCUGGCCUACACGCUAGCCGUGUAUCACCACCUGUACCGGUGCUGCCAGCUGACGAAGGAGGGGACAUGCGCACCACCUGCGCCACGUGUCGACCGGACCCAACUUCGCCACGGGCGGCACGCCGGACACGGACGAGGCGGCGGACGAGGUGGCGCCGCUCUCGCCGCGCGCCGGACCGGGCGACGACGAGCCGGCGCCGGCCCGCUCGCCGGCCCAGUGGCGCCAGGCGCUGCAGGGCUGCCCGGCCGUCACCGGCCGCGUGUUCGGCCUCAACGCCGCGCCCUGGAUGUACGUCCUGUUGCCGCUGAUUGCGCUCUGCUAUUCCGGCGGCUACAUUGCUCUCCAGCGUUUCUGGCCGCUGUUCUAGCUGUCGACGCCACGGCGGCGGUGCAGCGCGCUGGUCUGUUCCGCUGUCGCCUGAAGUGUCGCUGACCGCCGUGUGCGCUGCGGCUCUUCACGGCUCUCCGUUUUGUUAAAUGCUGCUCCAGCUCUGUUUGGAGAGCUACUGGGGGCUGUUCCGUUUCCUGAACACCCAGGCUCGUUAUUGGCUACGUGCCUCGCUCUAUAUAUCUAGAACCAUUGUCCUCAGUGUUGAAGCUGUUCGCUGCAGUUCUGUGAGCUGUGGUGCCAUGCGGGGGCUAGUGAAUGAGACUGCCAAUGGUGGAGGCUGUUACUGAUCUGCGGUUUCUGGCGAUGUCUUCACAAUUAUCUGUGCUUCUACAUUUCCAUGUCGGCUGUUUUGCCCUCUGGAAGUUGCUCGCACGUUCCUAUUCACUUACCACUAAUUCCCCACGUCUUUGCGAUGCUACUGCUAAUCGGUGGGCCGUGCGUUAUAAAUAUACACAUAUUUUGCUUAA
This is a messenger RNA of Pollicipes pollicipes, 2496 nucleotides long. RefSeq lists its product as uncharacterized. NCBI's taxonomy places the organism in Eukaryota, Metazoa, Arthropoda, Thecostraca, Pollicipedomorpha, Pollicipedidae. The record is from RefSeq and is a predicted model, not a curated record. The coding region runs from base 95 to 2071 and encodes 658 amino acids. The transcript has 9 exons.